This is a messenger RNA of Plasmopara halstedii, 1653 nucleotides long. Its product is annotated as eh domain-containing protein 3. The transcript has 2 exons. NCBI's taxonomy places the organism in Eukaryota, Oomycota, Peronosporomycetes, Peronosporales, Peronosporaceae. Bases 1 to 1653 code for a protein of 550 amino acids. Gene Ontology annotation, biological process: endosomal transport; endocytosis. Gene Ontology annotation, cellular component: cytoplasm; plasma membrane. Gene Ontology annotation, molecular function: calcium ion binding; GTP binding; protein binding. The record is from RefSeq and is a predicted model, not a curated record.
AUGUCUCGACUUCAACGUACUAGUUCUGUCUCCAGUAAUGGUGCAGAGCUUCAUGCUGGUGGCGAAGGAGCUGAGAUUGCAACUAAGAGUCGUGAAGUUAUUGAUGGACUCAAAAAACUCUACUCAACAAAACUCAAGUCACUAGAAAAGCGCUAUGACUUCGGAGACUUCCACUCACCGCUACUGAGUGACGCUGACUUUGAAGCAAAGCCACAAGUUCUCAUGAUUGGACAGUACUCUGUUGGCAAGACUUCAUUUAUUGAGUAUCUUCUCGGCAGACCCUUUCCUGGCCAACGAGUUGGACCAGAACCCACAACAGAUCGCUUUGUCGCUGUAAUGCACGAAGAUGAGGAACGUACGAUCCCUGGUAAUGCAGCUUGUGUGUCACCAGAUCUGCCAUUUGGUGGGUUAUCCAUGUUUGGCACCGCUUUUCUUAAUAAAUUUGAAGUUGCACAGCUUCCUGCUCCCUUGCUCGAACAAUUAACAAUUGUGGACACACCUGGAAUUUUAAGCGGUGAAAAGCAACGUAUUUCUCGUGGUUAUGACUUUACGCAAGUAGCGCGUUGGUUUGCUGAGCGAUCCGAUCUCAUUCUCUUGCUCUUUGAUGCGCAUAAACUUGAUAUUUCAGAUGAAUUUCAGCGUGUAAUUGAAGUAUUGCAAGGCCAUAGUGAUAAGGUGCGCUGUGUGUUAAACAAGGCCGAUCAAGUCGACCAGCAACGUCUACUUCGCGUUUAUGGCGCUUUGAUGUGGUCUUUGGGUAAGGUGCUUAAAACCCCAGAGGUUAUGCGUGUGUAUCUUGGCUCAUUUUGGGCUCAACCACGUCAAAAACAUGGUGACGAUGGUAGCGGUAGCACUCCAGAAGCUCUUUUUGAUGCUGAAGAGCGUGACUUGCUAGAUGAAUUGCGAGCUUUGCCACAGCAUGCUGCUGUUCGCCACCUACGCGAUAAAAUGCCAGCAGUUUUUGGAAUGGAGAAGAAACAGCGCGAAUUGCUCGAUAAUAUGGCUGAGAAUUUCCGUGAAGUGCAGCGUAAAUACCACUUACCACCAGGAGAUUUCCCACCAAUUGACAUGUUUGUACGUCAAUGUGCGGACCGCAAAUUUACGAAAUUCCCUUCUUUGAAAACACGUGAGCUACAGGAUAUUGACGAUAUGCUGACAAAAGAUAUUCCUGCUUUGAUGGCAUCAUUGCCUAAGCAUUCUCGCGUCGGUGUUGCUGGUGUGGAGAAUGUUCCUGGUGCAAACACAUUGAGUAAUAAUCCAUUUGCGACCAUAGUGGCUGUCGGAAGAAAAGAGUGGGAAGAGGUAUUUCAGGGGCGCAAGGCAGAAUAUGACGCUAUUUUUGCUACGCUGUCAUUAAAUGCUAAUGGACGAGCCUCUGGUGUAUGUUGCAUGGCACCGCUGCAGCAACAGGCCUCGGCAAUAGUUUCACAAGAAACACUACGAAGCAUUUGGGAUCUCGCUGAUCAGUCAAAGACAGGAAGUCUGGAUGCCGAUCAAUUUGCUGUGGCCAUGCAUCUAUGCAAACUAGCUAAACAGGGUGAAGUAGUACCAUCAGAGCUUCCGGAAUCACUUGUGCCACCAAAUGAUAAAGACCUGCCGCAAUUUGGAUCACCUCUUCAAGCUAGCGCACUUCGCCGACCUGCACAUGUUUAA